GCAGUUUAAGCAACAAAAUUUAUUUAAAAAUUUAACAAGCAUGUCCCUGCCACGCGUGUACUUUGACAUCACGGCCGACGGCGAGAAGCUGGGACGCAUUAUAAUGGAGCUGCGCUCCGAUAUUGUGCCCAAGACGGCGGAGAACUUUCACGCACUGUGCACGGGAGAAAAGGGAUUCGGGUAUAAGGGCUCGCCGUUUCAUCGCGUAAUACCGAACUUUAUGUGCCAGGGUGGGGAUUUCACCAAUCGCAACGGCACCGGCGGCCGCUCCAUCUUCGGCAAUAAAUUUCCGGAUGAGAACUUUGAGCUAAAGCACUCGGGCGCGGGCACACUCUCGAUGGCGAAUGCGGGACCCAAUACCAAUGGCUCGCAGUUCUUCAUAUGCAUUGGCAAGACCAGUUGGCUGGACAACAAGCACGUGGUCUUUGGCAAGGUGACCGAGGGGCUGGAGGUAGUGCGUCGCAUUGAGCAAAUGGGCUCCAACUCGGGCAAGACCAGCAAGCUGAUAAUCAUUGAGGACUGCGGCGACUGCGAGGACUUGGCUUAAAGCACACACAAAAAUACACAG
This is a messenger RNA of Drosophila busckii, 568 nucleotides long. Its product is annotated as peptidyl-prolyl cis-trans isomerase. Gene Ontology annotation, biological process: protein peptidyl-prolyl isomerization; protein folding. Bases 41 to 547 code for a protein of 168 amino acids. The record is from RefSeq and is a predicted model, not a curated record. Gene Ontology annotation, molecular function: peptidyl-prolyl cis-trans isomerase activity. The transcript has a single exon. Lineage: Eukaryota; Metazoa; Arthropoda; Insecta; Diptera; Drosophilidae. Gene Ontology annotation, cellular component: intracellular membrane-bounded organelle.